GCGGCGAGUAAGAUGGAAGAUGAGGAGGUCGCUGAGAGCUGGGAGGAGGCGGCAGACAGCGGGGAAAUAGACAGACGGUUGGAAAAAAACCUGAAGAUCACACAAAAGGAGAGCAGGAAAUCCAAAUCUCCUCCCAAAGUGCCCAUUGUGAUUCAGGACGAUAGCCUUCCCACGGGCCCCCCUCCACAGAUCCGCAUCCUCAAGAGGCCCACCAGCAACGGUGUGGUCAGCAGCCCCAAUUCCACCAGCAGGCCUGCCUUUCCUGUCAAGUCCUUAGCACAGCGAGAGGCAGAGUACGCCGAGGCCCGGAAACGGAUCCUGGGCAGCGCCAGUCCUGAGGAGGAGCAGGAGAAACCCAUCCUCGACAGGCCAACCAGAAUCUCCCAACCUGAAGACAGCAGGCAGCCCAAUAAUGUGAUCAGACAGCCGUUGGGUCCUGAUGGGUCACAAGGCUUCAAACAGCGCAGAUAAAUGCGGACAAGGAAAGGAUGCCACUGCUGUCGCCGCCUUUUGGGUCGUCCGCCACGGGUCGCACUGCCGUAGCAGACAGCUGGACUUGAGCAGAGGGAACGACCUGACUUACUUGCACUGUGAUCCCCUCUGCUCCGCCCACUGUGACCUUGAACCCCAUGCACUGUGACCGCCUUCCUUCUCCCCCUUCCCACUGUGAUUGGCACGUCUAUAAGGGCUGUCCCAAGUCAAUGGAAAGGGAAAGGGUUGGGGUGAGGGGAGUUGGGGGUUGGAGGGACCCAUCAAGGACUCAGAGUAGAGAGUCAGACAGUGCCAUUUGGCCACUUGGGGUAAAGCCAGUGCCAGCAAUAACAGUUUAUCAUGCUCAUUAAUUUGGGAUAUCAGAACACAAUUGAGAACUCCUACCUACCUAUCUACCCACCCCAAAGUGCAUGUCUUCACUUAGAAGCAAGUCCUAUUCUGAAAAAAAAUACCCUUUCUUCUUUUUAUUUCUUCUUCCUAUUUUCCUAUUUUGUUUGUUUAUACAAAUAUCUGAUUUGCAAAGAAAUGUGCAUGGGAGGGGAUUUAGCAGUUUAAUGAAUUUUUAAUUGAAAAGGAUAGUUUGAUAGUCUACUUUAAGAUGUUUCUGGGAAAGUCACUAGAAACAUUAACCAA
Molecule: messenger RNA, 1125 nt
Organism: Suncus etruscus (white-toothed pygmy shrew)
Lineage: Eukaryota; Metazoa; Chordata; Mammalia; Eulipotyphla; Soricidae
Product: SUZ domain-containing protein 1-like
Exons: 1
Coding region: 13-471 (152 amino acids)
Source: RefSeq, a predicted model, not a curated record